GUGUGCGCAGCGCCUGUGCUCCUCGGCGUGGGGGGACACCAUCUUCGCCCUCUCCUCGGGCCACGGCCGCUGUGGGGUGGCCGUCAUCCGUGCCAGCGGGCCGGGGAGCCGGGGGGCCCUGCAGAGCCUCACCGACCCCCCCGAGCUGCCCCCGCCCCGCGUCCUGGCCCUGCGCCGCAUCCGCGACCCCGACACCGCCGAGACCCUCGACCGCGGCCUCGUCGUCUGGUUCUCAGGUCCCCAGAGCUUCACCGGGGAGGACUGCGCCGAGCUGCACGUCCACGGCGGGCCGGCGGUGGUGAGCGGGGUGCUGCGGGCGCUGGGGCGUUUGCCCGGGCUCCGUCCCGCCGAGCCCGGGGAAUUCACUCGCCGAGCUUUCCGCCGCGGGAAGCUGGACCUGACGGCGGCCGAGGGGCUGGGGGACCUCAUCCGCGCAGAGACAGAGGCCCAGCGGCGCCAGGCGCUGCGGCAGAUGGAGGGGGAGCUGGGCCGGCUCUACCAGCGCUGGACCGAGACCCUCACCCAGGCGCUCGCGCACCUCGAAGCCUACAUCGACUUCAGUGAGGAUGACAACGUGGAGGAAGAGGUUUUGUCACAAGUGGAUGCCACCGUGCGGGCGCUGGAGCAGGAGAUCAGUGCCCACCUGCAGGACGGGCGCCGGGGGGAGCUUCUCCGUGGGGGGGUCCACGCCGUCAUUGCUGGCCCCCCCAACGUGGGCAAGAGCAGCCUGCUCAACCUGCUGUGCCAGCGCCCGGCAGCCAUCGUGUCACCGGUGGCGGGGACGACGCGGGACGUGGUGGAGGUGGCCCUGAACGUCGGGGGUUACCCCCUGGUGCUGAGUGACACGGCCGGGCUCCGCGAUGCCACCGACCCCGUCGAGCAGGAGGGGGUCAGCCGCGCGCGGGACCGCCUGCAGCAAGCGGACCUGGUGCUGGCCGUGCUGGAUGCCACAACGGUGGCCACCGAACCGGUGGGGCUGGGGGCUGCCCUGGGGUCCCUGCUACCCCCCUCGACCAUCCCCACCCCCUGCAUCCUGGUGCUCAACAAGGCCGACCUGCUGCGGGGGGGCUCGGGGGGGGCUCUACGUGAUGCCUGCGCCCAGGGGAACCCCUUGCCCCCCACCACCCUCCUCUCCUGCAAGACGGGCGAGGGGCUGGACCACCUCCUGGAGCUGCUGGGCCAGCAGCUGGCACGGCUGUGUGGAGACCCCCUGGCCGGCUCGCCCGGCCUGACGCAGAGUCGGCACGGCCUCCACCUGGGCGACUGCCUGGCGGCCCUGGCACGGUACGGCCGGGAGCGGGGGGACCUGGGGCUGGCGGCCGAGCGGCUGCGGUUGGCACGACGGCACCUGGGCCGUAUCACCGGGCAGGUGGGCGCCGAGGACAUCCUCGACAUCAUCUUCAAGGACUUCUGUGUGGGCAAGUGAGGGGGCACAGUGGUAGGUUUUGGGGUGGGGGGUGUCCAUGCGUCCCCCCGACCCCAGCCACGGUGCUACCAGCAUUGAGGACUGUGGGCAAUGGGGCUCAGGGGGGGCUGGUGGCUCCGUGUUGGUAUUAAACCCUGGUGCCUUUGGUGA
Molecule: messenger RNA, 1576 nt
Organism: Calidris pugnax (ruff)
Lineage: Eukaryota; Metazoa; Chordata; Aves; Charadriiformes; Scolopacidae
Gene: GTPBP3
Product: GTP binding protein 3 (mitochondrial)
Exons: 8
Biological process (GO): tRNA wobble uridine modification; tRNA methylation
Cellular component (GO): mitochondrion; cytoplasm
Molecular function (GO): GTP binding; protein binding; GTPase activity
Source: RefSeq, a predicted model, not a curated record